GCAGAGGUAGCAAAACAUCCGCAUUGACGCUCGCUCGGUCUGUCAGCGAGGACGACAAAACUUUUGUUAAAUUUCUAUUUGACACAAAAGAGUCGCAAGAAAAAAGCCGCAGAGCUUUUUGCUAUCACAGUCACUUUCUCUAGACCAUGCCCCACGACCCCGACCCUCCUCCGGCUAAAAGAUUCAAGCCGGGGUCUGUCUUUUUCCGCCUCGAGAAGAAUAAACCUGGAAUGCUGCUGCCUCGAAAGGGAAAUGUGAACACUCCGAUAGACGUUCAGAGGAGACAGCUUCCGAUCUACCAGGCGAAACCUCAGCUGCUGAACCAACUGAGACAGCUUCACAAUGCCAUUUUAAUCGGUGAGACUGGCUCUGGAAAGACCACUCAGAUCCCUCAGUAUCUAUAUGAAGCUGGUAUCGGCCGUCAGGGUAUGAUCGCCAUCACCCAGCCACGUCGAGUUGCUGCAAUCUCUCUGGCAGGAAGAGUUGCAGAAGAGAAGAGGACUCAACUUGGCAAGCUGGUUGGCUACACGGUGCGCUUUGAAGACGUCACCUCUUCAGAAACAAAGCUGAAGUUCAUGACAGAUGGCAUGCUCCUGCGCGAGGCCAUUGGAGACCCCUUACUGCUGCGCUACACUGUGGUGGUACUGGAUGAAGCUCACGAGCGCACUGUGCACACCGAUGUACUUUUUGGUGUGGUUAAGACCGCUCAGCGCAGGCGCAGAGAGCUAAAUAAGAAUCCCCUGAAGGUCAUAGUGAUGUCUGCCACAAUGGAUGUGGAUCUAUUCUCUGAGUACUUCAACAAGUCACCUGUGUUGUACCUGGAGGGAAGGCAGCACCCCAUUCAGAUCUAUUACACCAAGCAGUCUCAGUCAGACUAUCUGCAGGCUGCACUCGUUUCCAUCUUCCAAAUCCAUCAGGAGGCACCACCUUCCCAUGACAUCUUAGUUUUCAUGACUGGUCAGGAGGAGAUCGAGGCUCUGGCUAGGACAUGUCGAGACAUCGCCAAGCACCUUCCUGAUGGCUGCAGCCCCAUGGUAGUCAUCCCUUUGUAUGCAUCCCUACCCCCAGCACAGCAGCUCAGGGUCUUCCAGCCAGCUCCAAAGGGUUGCAGGAAGGUCAUCCUCUCCACCAAUAUCGCCGAGACAUCAGUUACAAUCUCUGGGAUCAAAUACGUCAUAGACACAGGGAUGGUGAAGGCCAAACGAUUCAAUCCUGACAGCGGUUUGGAGGUGCUGGCAGUGCAGCGGGUAUCGAAGGCGCAGGCGUGGCAGCGAGCGGGCCGGGCCGGCAGGGAGGACUCCGGCUUCUGCUACCGUCUCUACACGGAGCAGGAGUUCGACAACCUCAUCCCCAUGACUGUGCCUGAGAUCCAGAGGUGUAACUUGGCCAGUGUGAUGCUGCAGCUCAUGGCACUGGGGAUUCCAGAUGUGAUGAAUUUUGAUUUUAUGUCCAAGCCUUCUCCAGAGGCCGUCCGUUCUGCUGUGGAGCAUUUGGAGCUGCUGGGAGCUGUGGAGAGAAAAGAGGAGCAAGUUCUCCUCACUGCUCUGGGGAAGAAGAUGGCCAGCUUCCCUCUUGAGCCCAGAUAUGCCAAGACCAUCCUGAUGUCCCCGGACUACUCCUGCUCUGAGGAGGUCCUGAGCAUUGUGUCGCUGCUCUCAGUGGACACCGUACUGUACAACCCUCCGGCCAGGCGGGAGGAGGUUCUCGCAGCACGCAAGAAGUUCACCUCCAGUGAGGGAGACCACAUGACGUUGCUCAACAUUUACAGAGCGUUCAAGAAAGUCAGCGGUAAUAAGGAGUGGUGUCGGGAGAACUUCGUCAACAGCAGGAACAUGAGUCUGGUGAAAGAGGUCCAGGCACAGCUAAGAGAAAUCUGCCUCAAGCUGAAUCUGAAGCUAGAGUCGUGUGGAGCAGACACAGGAAAUGUUCGCCGCUGCCUCGCCCACGGGAUGUUCACCAACGCUGCGGAGCUGCAGCCUGACGGCAGCUACUUAGCUCUGGACACCCACCAGCCCGUGGCCAUCCACCCGUCGUCCGUCCUUUUCCAGGCCAAGCCGUCCUACGUGAUCUUCAAUGAGCUGCUGCACACCUCGCGCUGCUACAUGAGAGACCUCUGUUUGGUGGACCCUGACUGGCUGCUGGAUGCAGCGCCGGAGUACUUUGGCCGCAAACUGCACCUCACAAAAAGCUAACAGGACGUCUGCCUCAAAUCCAAAUGUACUGGGUUCUUUUUCACAAGUCAGUGCAGAAUAAUAUCUGUGUUGUGAACCUUCCAGGACUCCUCUACCUCUGAGCUGACAUGAAUCUGGCAUGUGUCACGUAGCACUGCAGAUCUGCAUAUCAAGGCUUUCAUCAAGAUGUCAGUACAGCCUUUAGCAAUCCAGAUGUUAAAGCCUACUUUCAGCUACAUGUUUAGCACCUAGUAGGGAGGUACUUUUUCAGGUGUUGCUUUUCAGUUGCAUGUGUUUUUACAGCACCGAUUAUUUCACAGAAGCAUGUUUAAUACUGCACUCAAAAAGUCAAAAACUGCUACUUGUGAUUUUUUUGUAAGUUGAAUUGUUAAGCCAGCUACUAACAGUAUUCAGAAUGCUGUCACAGGCCACUUGUGGCUGCUGUUUUCACAGAAAGGACUUUGCCUUUAAAAAAAAAAAAAAAAAAACUUUUUUCGAGCUUAAAAAAAGUCUUAAACUUUCUUA
Molecule: messenger RNA, 2696 nt
Organism: Melanotaenia boesemani (Boeseman's rainbowfish)
Lineage: Eukaryota; Metazoa; Chordata; Actinopteri; Atheriniformes; Melanotaeniidae
Gene: dhx33
Product: DEAH (Asp-Glu-Ala-His) box polypeptide 33
Exons: 12
Coding region: 147-2192 (681 amino acids)
Biological process (GO): positive regulation of transcription by RNA polymerase I
Cellular component (GO): nucleolus; intracellular anatomical structure
Molecular function (GO): ATP binding; RNA binding
Source: RefSeq, a predicted model, not a curated record